Messenger RNA from Phyllotreta striolata, 1173 nucleotides. Lineage: Eukaryota; Metazoa; Arthropoda; Insecta; Coleoptera; Chrysomelidae. The record is from the annotation of a GenBank genome assembly.
UUUAGACCAACGUUUUGGUUGCCAUGAUUUUUGAUAACAACUGAAGUGCAACCAUUUUGUCUGGCGAUUUAAUAGUUUUUGGUAUUUAAAAAUUGUCCAAUUUUCUUUAUUUUAGGAUUAUUUUGUCGAUUAAUUAAAUAGACACCGUCACCGAUAUUCGAAAUGCGCGACUCCCCAGAUUCGAUUCCCAAACGGAGUCGCAGCAAAAGCAGUAACAGUAGCAUAAGCAGAAAAAGCAGAAGUCGAAGCCUGUCAAGUGGCUCGAGGUCUCGUUCUCGAAGCCACAGCAGCGACAUUGACGGUUACAGAUUACACAUAGCCGAUAUAGGCGAUGAUGUGAGACGAUCGGAUUUGGAAAAGGUCUUUUCGCCUUACGGCAAUUUAAAAGAAGUAUGGAUGACGAACAGUACACCCUGUUUUGGAUUCGCUGUAUUUAAAGACAAAAAAGCGGCGGCGGCCGCCCUCAAAGGUGCUGAUGGAGCUGAAGUUGCUGGUUGCCGAAUACGCGUAACGUACGCAAGACCUAGAACUAGAGGAUCGGGUAGACGAUUUUAUAAUAGUAACAUGCGCUGUUAUCAGUGCGGAUAUACGGGACACUUUUAUCGAGACUGUCCCGAUAUAAAUGGCGGAGAAAAACGAGAUCGUUACGGCCGAUCGCGCGGUUAUAGAGAAAGAGAUUACGACAGGGAGCACAGAAGACAUCGUUCGAGUAGAAGUAGUCGAUACGAUGAUAGGCCGAGACGUAGUGGAAGACACCGAAGAUAGAUAAUAUUUUGUUGUAUUAUUACGUGUUUUUUUUUAAUAAUCAAAUUUGAUUUGCAGGUAAUUGUUUGAAGGUACAUUUCAAGUUGUAAUUUUUGCGACCGAUAGCGUGUAUACCUAAAUAUAAUCUAUUGGAGAGUGAAUAAUUUAGAAUAAUCUCUUCGAUAGGGGGCAUGCUUUACAAUCAAUACAUUUAUAGUGGUUGCAUUAGUUAUUAUUGAAAUGGAAUCAUUGAAAAUCUGAUUAUUAAUUUUAUUGCAUCGGUUUGUUUGCCCCCCCUUUCACUUUUAUAGUGCGGAAUAAAUUUAUUAACAUUUUUUUAGUCGUUUGUAGAUUUUAAUGAAAUGCUAAUAACGUUAUUACUGAGGUUACCCGAAGUCUGGUAGAAAUAAUGUAUAAUUUUAAAAUUUA